UGAUAAUUAAAAUUAAACAUUGAUUAAUAAAAAAAAAAUGUGUGAACGUGAAUUACCUACAGUUGUUGCCAAUAAUUUUAUUGGCGAACCACCACCUAAGGGUUUAAGACGAGUUCAACGAAGUUAUUGCAGUUUGGAUUUUGUUGACGGACAAAAUGCUGAUUUUGAACGAGCUUUGGAAGCUGCAGGUUUUGGAAGAUUUCAUUAUUUAUUAUUAACAAUAUGUGGUUUAAUUUAUUUAAAUACUGCUGUUGGAAUAACAGCUAUAUCGUUCGUUUUACCAGCUGCACAAUGUGAUUUACAAAUGAACUCAGGUGAUAAAGGAUUACUAAUUGCAGCACCAAUGUUAGGUAUGGUUAUUGGAUCAUAUUUUUGGGGAUGUUUAGCGGAUACAAAAGGUCGUAAAACAGUAUUAAUUGGUGCAUUGUUAUUGGAUGGUGUGUGUGGGUUAGCUUCAAGUAUAUGUCAAUUUUUUUGGUUAUUUAUGUUUUUUAGAUUCUGGAAUGGCUUUGGGAUAACUGGGGCAAUGGGAAUAUGUUUUCCUUAUUUAGGUGAAUUUCAACCAACCAAAUAUAGAGAAACCAUACUAUGUUGGAUGGAACUGUUUUGGACAGUUGGAAUAAUACUUUUACCAUUAAUUGCAUGGGCAAUUAUUCCGCUUGAAUUUCGUUACGAAGAUCCAAAUUUUACAUUUGCAAGUUGGAAUUUAUUUGUUGCAAUAUGUGCAUUACCUAGCUUAGCAAUUGGUUUUUGGUUAUUCGCAUUUCCAGAAAGUCCUAAAUUUUUAUUAGAAUGUGGUGAGUCCGAAGCAGCCUUAGACAUUUUAAAAGACAUUUAUGUAAUGAACACAAAUGAACCAAGAGGAACAUAUCCGGUUCGUAGUUUAAGAGAAAAAGCCAGAGCAUUAAGUGUUAUUUCACAGCAAUCCGCUAAAAGUGUGCGCAGUCUAAGUAUUCGAAAACCAAAAGAAUUACGAAUGCUUUUACAAGAAAUUUGGAUACAAACAAAAGCACUUUGUCGACCGCCACACUUAAAAUGGACUAUUAUUACUUGCACAAUUCAAUUUGGUUUGACUACAAGUUAUUACACGUUAAUGAUAUGGUUCCCAGAAUUAUUUUAUCGAUUUGAAGAAUAUGAAAAAUUACAUCCUGGUGAAACAGCCUCAGUAUGUGAAGUAUCCCAAGUGGUUGUAACGAAUUCAACGACAGAAGAUGUUUACUGUGAUAAUGAACCGAUAAAAAAUGAUGUAUUCUUACAUACGUUAAUUAUUGGUUUAGCAUGCAUACCCACAAGUUUUUGGUUACCAUUGUGUGUUCAUCGUCUUGGUACAAAAUUCUUCCUCGUUUUCAGUUUAUUAGUUGCUGCUGCAGUUACUUUAGGCUUAUAUUUUGUUAAAUCAGCCGCCCAAAACCUAAUACUUUCAUGUAUCUUUGAAGCGCUUACAAGUUUGGGAAUUAGUACUGUAUAUUGUAUUUUAGUAGAUCUAUUUCCGACAAAUCUCAGGGUAAUGGCGGCGGCUCUAUCAUUAACAUGGGGUAGAGGUGGUGCUUUACUAGGAAAUUUAUUAUUUGGUUACCUUAUUGAUUUAAAUUGUGUGAUUCCAAUUGUGUUAUUUUCGUUUUUGUUGUUUGUGAGUGGACUGUUGUGUUUUACGUUACCGAAUACAGGGAAUCAAGCUUUAGAUUAAUAAUAAGAAUUAAAAAAAAAGCCUUAAAUAAGAGAUA
Molecule: messenger RNA, 1724 nt
Organism: Chrysoperla carnea
Lineage: Eukaryota; Metazoa; Arthropoda; Insecta; Neuroptera; Chrysopidae
Product: synaptic vesicle glycoprotein 2B-like
Exons: 10
Coding region: 38-1687 (549 amino acids)
Biological process (GO): transmembrane transport
Cellular component (GO): membrane
Molecular function (GO): transmembrane transporter activity
Source: RefSeq, a predicted model, not a curated record